AUGGGAAUGAUUAAACAUAACAGGGGGAAACUUCGAAUAUGUUCAUAUUCUUAUCUAAUUGUGCUAGCUCUGUCAAUCCACCACGUCAUCCCGGGCUUCAUGUGCUAGGGCGGCGACUACCGGGACAACGACACUGGCGGCGAGUCCAUCUACGGCGCCAGGUUCGCCGACGAGAACUUCAAGCUACGCCACACGGGGCCCAGCGUGCUCUCCAUGGCCAACGCAGGGCCCGACACCAAUGGCUCCCAGUUCUUAAUCUGCACCGUGCAGACGCCCUGGCUUGACGGCAAGCACGUCGUCUUCGGCAAGGUCGUCGAUGGCUAUGCCGUCGUGGACAAGAUGGAGGCUGUCGGUUCUCAGUCAUGUGCCACGGUCGAGACCAUACGCAUCGAGGACUGCGGCUAG
Molecule: messenger RNA, 405 nt
Organism: Zea mays
Lineage: Eukaryota; Viridiplantae; Streptophyta; Magnoliopsida; Poales; Poaceae
Product: peptidyl-prolyl cis-trans isomerase CYP19-3-like
Biological process (GO): protein peptidyl-prolyl isomerization; protein folding
Cellular component (GO): cytoplasm
Molecular function (GO): peptidyl-prolyl cis-trans isomerase activity; cyclosporin A binding
Source: RefSeq, a predicted model, not a curated record